Molecule: messenger RNA, 1878 nt
Organism: Closterium sp. NIES-65
Lineage: Eukaryota; Viridiplantae; Streptophyta; Zygnematophyceae; Desmidiales; Closteriaceae
Source: the annotation of a GenBank genome assembly
AUGGGAGUGGAGGUGGAUGAGGCGAGUGACCGCGGGGUCGGGGCGCUGCUAGGUUUGGCGGACCCAUGGCCAACGAGUGGGCGGAAGAGGAGGAAGCUAGUGGCGGUGUGGGUGGGGGAGGUGCGCGCCACUGCUGCUGCUGCCAUCGAGGCUGAGGUGGAUAAGUAUGCCAAGGCGGUGCUGGUGGUGUGGUGUGAAGGGCGGUGCUGGUGGUGUGGUGUGAAGGGCGGUGCUGGUAGUGUGGUGUGGAGGGCGGUGCUGGCGCUGUGGUGUGAAGGGCGGUGCUGGUGGUGUGGUAUGAAGGGCGGUGCUGGUGGUGUGGUGAGGGAGCGAAGUGAGCUGCAGCAGAUGGAGGACCUGCAGGUGUUGAAGAGGGCGCAGGUGGUGGACAUGAUUACGUCCGGGGUGGCCAAGAUGCAGCGCCUCAUCACAGCGCUCAACCCGCAAGUCAUCAUCGUGGAGGAGGCAGCUGAAGUGCUGGAGGCGCACAUCCUCACGUCCCUUAUCCCGUUGACCCAGCACGUUAUACUCAUAGGCGACCACAAGCAACUAUGUCCCAAGGUGGAGGUAUACGACCUUAGCAAGGACUCCCACAGGGGCUUCGACCUGGAUAUCUCUCUCUUUGAGUGCCUCGCACUCUCCCGGCAGAUCCCCGUGUACACGCUCGCAACGCACCGCCGCAUGCGCCCGGAAAUUGCCGACCUCAUCCGCUACACCAUCUACCACAGGCUUACAGACCACCUCUUUGUGCACGGGUACCCUGACGUGCAGGGCAUGGCAGUGAAUCUGCACUUCUGGGACCACGGCAGCCCUGAGAGCGGUCGGGACGACCUGGGGGGAGGCAAGUCCAAGUCCAACGCGGGGGAGGCAGCCAUGGUGGUGGGGCUGGUCACGUACCUGCUGCAGCAAGGGUACACGGGAGGGGAUAUCACCAUCCUCACACCCUACGUGGGUCAGCUGCUGAAGCUGCGCCAGGCGCUUUCUCAGGUGGUGGAUGUGCGUCUGGGGGAGGGCGAUGCCGAGGAGGUGGAGAAGGCAGCAGAGCAAGCGGGUACUAGGGGAGGUGGACCUGGGGGGGGAGAGGCUGAUGGGGAGACUAGGGGGCGGCGGGUGGGGAAGGGGAAGGGGCUAGGGCUGGGUUUUGCUGCACCGAAGGCGACCAUGGCAAAUCUGAAGGAUGCAGUGCGGCUUGCUACCGUUGACAAUUUCCAUGGCGAGGAGAGCACGGUGAUCAUAAUCUCCCUCGUGCGGCACCAACCGGACGGUGACAUCGGGUUCCUCAAGAGCCCCAACCGCACCAACGUGUUGCUCUCCCGCGCCAAGCACGGCAUGUACCUCAUUGGCAGCGCCAGCAGCACGCGAGCAGCGACCUCCAAGGCCUCCCUGUGGCCGCGCAUCAUGGGCAUGCUGGACAGAAAGGGGCACGUUAAGAGGUUCAUCCCGCUACGCUGUGCGAGCCACGCGGGCAUGGUGACGCACAUCCAGGGUGCGGGCGAGUUCAAGGAGAAGGCCAGCGAGGGCAGGAGAACGGUGAAAGUGACGAUGCCGCUGUGCGGCAACGAGCAGGAAGUCAGGUGUGGCGAGGCGCCCACCACACUCACCAACCCCAAGCGCUGCACCGCUUGCUGCGGAGCUCUCAUCUCAGACUCCUACGGCCAUGCCUGCAUGUCCCUCUGCACUCACUGCAUCGUUGCUCCAGCUGCUAACACUGACCAAUGCGUGCCUCAUGACGUGCCAACACAGCUCCUGCCCCCAACCCUGCCACCGGACCUGCUCCGCCUGCAACGAGCCUUGUGGGUGGAGCUGCAGGCACCAGGGUCGGUGCUCCCUGCCCCGCGGCGCUACCUGUUACCGCCUCUCGUGCGAGCAGCGGUGUGA